Molecule: messenger RNA, 369 nt
Organism: Truncatella angustata
Lineage: Eukaryota; Fungi; Ascomycota; Sordariomycetes; Amphisphaeriales; Sporocadaceae
Exons: 1
Coding region: 1-369 (122 amino acids)
Source: RefSeq, a predicted model, not a curated record
AUGAAUUUUGGCAAAGAAACAAUUUCCAUCCCCUGCUAUGACCAUAUCAUACUAGGAGAUGACCUGCAAGCAGCUCUACGAGAGAAGGAUAGGCUCGACUGGGGCGAGGAUUGGGGCUGGUCAGACGAAGACAAAGGUGUACCGAUCUCAGCUUUGGUAAAUAAAUUCGUUGAGUUAGAGAACGUGGAAGAAAAGAAUAUCCGCCCAGACGCGAAUUACCGCAGGACAAUCCAGGCAAUCUAUACUACUCAGACUGCCAAACGACUUGUGCAGACCAUGAAGGUCAUGCACCGUGUAGGCAUUCUCAACCGGGAUAUCAACAGUACCAACAUCGCUCAGGGGAAAUUCAUAGCGUUCAGCUGCACAUGA